AUGUUUCUUCCUCGUAAGCUUCUCCAAUGGCGGCGCCCCGCUCAGGAUGCCCAGGCCCUAGCAGGCCGCCUCCUGCGCUCCUCCUCAUCCCUCUCCGACCCCGAUGACGACCCUCCGUUCACGUGGAUCCCUAAGCACCCUUCUCGGGCGCCAUCGACGCCGCCGCCGCCGCCGAAGCCCAAGGCUCUGGCGGGCAAGAUCAGGCCCGACGAGCCAGCGCACUCCGACCUUCCGUUCGACUUCCGGUACUCGUACUCGGAGACGGACCCAGCGUGGAGGCCUAUCGGGUUCCGCGAGCCCACCCGAUUCUUGCCCUUCGGACCCGGCCGCCUCGACCGCCCAUGGGACGGCGCAGCCGCAGCACGCGUCGGCGAGGAUGCCAGUGGCGACGAGAGGAGCCGGGAGGAGGUUCUCGGUGAACCUCUGUCGGAGGAGGAGGUGGCGGCGCUUGUGGAGAGGUUCCGGCACAGUGAUUGCUCACGGCAGAUCAAUCUGGGGAAAGGUGGGGUAACACACAAUAUGCUUGAUGACAUUCACAACCAUUGGAAACGUGCAGAAGCUGUGAGGAUCAAAUGCCUAGGAGUGCCAACACUCGACAUGGACAACAUUUGCUUCCAUCUUGAGGAUAAAACAGGUGGCAAAGUCAUAUACCGCAGCAUAAACAUCAUCAUCCUGUAUCAUGGUCGGAACUAUGACCCAAAAAGAAGGCCUGAUAUACCAUUAAUGUUGUGGAAACCAUUAGCUCCUAUCUAUCCUAAGCUUGUGCAAAAUGUUGCUGAAGGGUUGACUUUCGAGGAAACAAAAGAAUUGAGGAACAGAGGAUUAAAUUCUCCACCACUUAAAAAACUGACUAGGAAUGGUGUCUAUGUUAAUGUUGUUGAUAAAGUGAGAGAAGCAUUUAAGACUGUGGAAGUUGUCCGGCUAGAUUGCACUCAUGUUGGGACUAGUGACUGCAAGAAAAUUGGUGUGAAGCUGAGGGAUUUGGUUCCAUGUAUUCCCAUAUUGUUUAAAGAUGAACAAAUCAUACUAUGGAGAGGGAAGGAGAGGGGAGGUUCAUCAAGAGCAUUCUGUUUCAGCACAGUGCAGUUCCAGACCACAAUGAUGCAUGCAUCUGCUGUAUAUCCAGAGGGUUAUGCGAUCACUGAAAAUCACAUGCUAUAUAAUCAACUGCAGUGA
This is a messenger RNA of Miscanthus lutarioriparius, 1176 nucleotides long. The record is from the annotation of a GenBank genome assembly. NCBI's taxonomy places the organism in Eukaryota, Viridiplantae, Streptophyta, Magnoliopsida, Poales, Poaceae.